AGCGAGCCUCCUCCGACGUCACCAGUCCAUUGGCUUACAACAUAUGGUUCGAAUUUGGUCGGAUCCUACGCUCGUUCUAGAAUCCGUCUUAUUUGGUCUCAAAUUCGACAAGUCCUGAUUCAUCUCUUUCGAGUCUCUCUUGUCUUUGUCGUCUGUCUUUCCCUUUUCGAGUAAUACGUAUUGGACUUGGCGAUUUUUUAUCAAUUCUUGUCUGACCUUUUCAUGUCUUGAACCCUGGUACUUGACUACUUUUCGCUAUACUAUUAAUAUACCCAAAAUGUCGGAUGACGAAGACUACUAUGAUGAGUACGAGGAAGAUAUUUUCUGGAUUGAGGAACCGGAACCCGAGAUCGCUGAUGACCUCGCCGCAACGGCCAACUACGACGCCAUCUUCUUCGAGGAUCCAUCUCUUGAAGUAGAAGAAUACUUCAGCGACUGGGACGACCACUCCGAUGAUUACUACGAUGAAGACCCAACCGCCGUCCGCCGCCAACGCGCAAUGGGCCUCUGGCCCAACAAACAAAGCAUAAAAGAACUCAACGGUCUCCUCUCACCAAAACACAAAUUACCAACCCAAGAAGGUCCCAAACUGCCCCUCCAAAAGACCGACACUGCCUCAUUCCAGGGCACAGUAUGGCGAACCCCAAACGACACACCACUCUGCAAACUGUAUGAACCCGGCGAUGGCGAAAAGGUUGCCCUACUGAAGAAUUGGCGCGAGGUGUUCCGGUCGUCUCACCCUGCCAUUGGUCGAAUGCGGAUGCGCAAACUCGACCCUUCUGAUAUGGCACCGCCUCUGACGCGAAUGGUGGCUAGAAAGACGGAUAGUUCUGAUGACACAUCUGCUGCAUCGUCGUUGGAGAACCUUCGGGAAACGGAUAUUGGGUCGGAUGCUUGUUCGAAGUCUACUACUCCGCUUGAAUCGUGGCUGUCUCCGCCGUUGACGGUGCAUUCGCACAGGGUGAUCAAGUCGUCGUCUGAUAUGCCGGUUAAUUCUAAGAUGCUGGAGCAUGAAUACCCAAUUGAAGAUGAUGAAGCGUAUGACGACCCAAUGGGAAUGGCAGCGGAGUCUGAUAUUCUGGAUGCAACAACGGAAGAGCAGGAUACCAGCUCGAAGAAACCUAAUUCCUCAGCCGUGCCGCCCACCAGGACAAGAAAACGGAAGGCAUCCGAUGCCCUCGACCAAGCGGAAUCACACAAAGGUCAAACUACAAGAUCGAAGAGGGUUGCAUCAAAGAAAGUGGGUGACACCGCAGACCCUCCUCCGGAGGCAUCAGGUCCUGUACGACGAUCUGCCAGAAACAGAGCCACGAAAUAGGCGGGUUUGGACAUCAAAAUUGUUGACCUAUUCCUUGUGUAUUUAUGCCAACGCUGUAUCCUCUUACAAGUAAAUAU
This is a messenger RNA of Aspergillus alliaceus, 1395 nucleotides long. RefSeq lists its product as uncharacterized. NCBI's taxonomy places the organism in Eukaryota, Fungi, Ascomycota, Eurotiomycetes, Eurotiales, Aspergillaceae. Bases 278 to 1318 code for a protein of 346 amino acids. The transcript has 2 exons. The record is from RefSeq and is a predicted model, not a curated record.